UCUCUCUUUUUUCUCUCUCCACUCUUUUUUUUUUAUUUUAUUUUAUUAUUUAUUUUUCUCUUUCUUAAUCAUCAUCAUCAACAUCCUCAUAAUCGUCAUCUCUCAUUUUUUUGUUUCUCUCUCUCUACAUUUAUCUCUGUCUUCCCCACAGCCCAUCAUCUCUUUGCUGCUAUCUCUAUCUAUCUCUAUUUAUCUUUUCUAUUCUAUCUCUCUUUGCCAUAGCCAACCUCGCUGGGUACCUUUCUCACAGUCAUUUUCAUUUAAAAAAUUUUAUUUUUUUUAAAAGAAAAAAAAGUGGGCGGUAGCAGUAAACAGCAGAGAGAGAGAGAGAGGAGAGAGAAAAAAUAACUAGGGGCCUCAUCAGAACGGGACAGUAGUGCAGUAGUACUAGUUGUUGAUGAUGAUGAUGAGGAUGAAUAUUAUGCUCUCUCUUACUACUACUUCUACUUCUACUUCUACUCUUGCUUAAUUAGCUACCUCCUUUCUCAUUCUCUCUCUCUCUCUCUUUCUUUCUCUCUUUGUCUUCUUUACUGCUGCUUUUCCUUAAAAGAAGAUUUUUAAAAAAACUCGACUAGUACUGCCCUGGAUCUCUCUCUCUCUUUCUCUUACCCUGCUAUAAUAUUCCAUGCGUUUCAUUCCAUUUCAUCCCUUUCUUCUUCAAGUAAAUACAGUACUCAAAUUAAACCAAAUCCAAAUUCCCAAUAAUCCUUAUUAGUUAUACGAUUUGGAUCUCUCUCUCUCUCUUAUUAGUUAGUACAAUUUGGUUUAUUAUUUAAACAAAGGUUUUAAUUAUCAAUUUGAGAGGGAUAUAUAUAUAUAUAUGCAGCACGGAAUAGAAGGAGGUGGUGGUGGUGGCGGUGGAGGAGUGUCGUUGAUGGAGGAUACUACUGGAACAACAGGUGGUACUGAGUCGGCGAUGGAAGUACAAGCAACAGGUAGUGGAGGAGUAGAAGCGGCGUCUCCAAUCAGCAGCCGGCCACCUGCAGCCUCAUCUCUGAAUUUAGAUGAGUAUAUGGCCAUGUCUUCUGGGGGAGGCGGAGGAGGUGGGAGCAGUGGGGGUGGAAAUCGAUGGCCUAGGCAAGAAACAUUAGCUCUUCUCAGAAUUAGGUCAGAGAUGGACACUGUGUUCCGUGAUGCCACACUCAAGGGUCCACUAUGGGAAGAUGUCUCCAGGAAGCUAGCAGAGUUGGGAUACAAGAGAAGUGGCAAAAAAUGCAAAGAAAAAUUCGAAAACGUUCACAAAUACUACAAACGAACCAAAGAAGGCCGUGCUGGCCGUCAAGAUGGUAAAACCUACAAGUUCUUCACCGAGCUAGAAGCUCUCCAUGCCUUUAACCAACCUCACCACCAAACCCUCCCUCCUCCUCUUCCUUCUCAACCCUCUCUCGGCGUUGGUAUCAGUAACCCAAUGCCCAUUUCCUCUUUCAGAGCUCCUAACAUCACUAUCACUACUCCUCCACCUCCUAAUUAUCCCACACACCCACCACCGCAACCACAACCACAACCACCACAACCACAACAACCCCAGCAUCAGCAGCAGCCCAUUACAACAGCUGCAGCUCCUAUUCCUGCACUCAGUUUCUCCUCCAACACCGCAUCCUCAUCACAUGGCUCGGAAGAUGAUGACGAUGAAGACGACAACGAAGAUGAUGUUUUCGAAUUAGGAGAGCCUUCCACGGCUGGUGUAGGAAUUAGCAGCAGCCGCAAACGUAAGAGUAGAGAUUGGUCAAGCAGGCACAGUAGUGGUAGUACGAUGGAGUUUUUUGAGAACCUAAUGAAACAGGUUAUGCAAAAACAAGAGGCUAUGCAGCAGAGAUUCUUGGAGGUUAUUGAGAAAAGAGAACAGGACAGAAUGAUAAGAGAUGAGGCUUGGAAGAGACAAGAGAUGGCUAGACUGAGUCGUGAACAUGAGCUUAUGGCUCAAGAGCGAACCAUUUCUGCUACAAGGGAUGCUGCUAUUAUCUCUUUUCUACAGAAGAUUACUGGGCAGACAAUCCACUUGCCUGAUCCUCCUCCUCCUCCACCACCUCUCAACACAAUAACCACUUCUACUGCUGCAACAACCACUCCAAAUAUCAUCAAUAUUCCCAAUGUUACUAUUCAUCAUCAUGUUCCAAUUACCACUACUUCUACUGCUCCACCCCAGGCCCCUAUUACUACUGCCAUUACUACUACUACUACUACUACUGUACCUCCUGCUGCUGCUGCUGCUGCUGCUGCACCAUCUCCUCCAGCUGUGAUGAUCCCACCUGUUGUUGUAACACAGCAGCAACCACAACAGCAGCAACUAGUGAUUAGCCAAUCGCCACACGCAGCUCAUGAUCAACAGGAUCAUACUGGGGGAAGUACAACACCUUCUUCAUCAAGAUGGCCUAAGGCAGAAGUUCUAGCGCUUAUAAAGUUGAGAAGUGGGUUGGAAUUCAAGUAUCAAGAGGCAGGCCCCAAGGGACCUCUUUGGGAAGAUAUUUCUGGAGAGAUGACUCGGAUGGGAUACAAGAGGAGUGCAAAGAGAUGCAAAGAGAAAUGGGAGAACAUCAAUAAGUAUUUCAAGAAAGUGAAAGAGAGCAACAAACAAAGACCUGAGGAUGCCAAAACUUGUCCAUACUUUCACGAACUGGAUGCCCUUUACCGCAACAAGGUUAUUGGGACUAGCAUGGUUACACCACAACAGCAUCAUCAUCAGCAGCAGCAGCCGCCAAAACCACCUACACCUGCUGCUCCACCUGCACCUGCACCUGCACCUGCACUUGCAGCACCACCACCCAAUAUUAAUGUACCAGCUGAAAUCAAAACCUCUGGCCCGGCUGCACCUACCAGUACCACCUUCCAACAACAGCCAACCGAUAAGCCAGAAGACAUUGUGAUGGAGUUGAUGAAAGUACAUGAACAGGAGAAAUGUGGAGGUGGUGGAGGAACAAAAGCUGUAGUACUGCCCAAGCAACGACAGUUAUUAGUGAAUGAUUAUGAUCAUGAUAGGGCGCUUGAGGAACUGGUAGAGAGUACUGAGGAUGAUGAUCAUGAUGAAGAAGAUGAAUUAGAUGAUUAUGAUGAAGAAGAAGACAUUAUUGAUGAAGAUGAUGAGGGCGGUCAAGUAAUUGUUGAUCAGAGGAAAAUGGGUAAUUAUAAAAUGCAACUCCACCACCAUCAUCAGCAUCAGCAGAGACAACAUAGUGCAGUAGUGGCAUCAUCCAAUAAUGGUAAUGCUACUGCUACUACUACUACUACUCCAAAUGACACACCACCUUCCUUCUUGGCCAUCCCCAUGGUUCAAUGACUACUACUACUACUACUACUACUAUAUCAAUUCAUCAUCAUCAUCUACCUAUACCUGGCUACCUACCUAGCUAAAACUAUAUAUGUGUAUAUCUAUCAUGAGAAAAUUCUAACACACCCACAUAUAUAUAUAUAUACAUAUCAUCAUGAUCAUCUUGAAAUUAAUUCACCAUAUGCCGCCAUUUCUCAUAACGUACGUAGUAGCUAUAUUGGAUGGAUGGAUGGAUAUUCUCAUCAAAAUUCAUGAUUCUUUUUCUAUAUAUACCUUUGGAACUACUUUGUACGUAGUACCUCUUCUUUCUCAUCUCUUCUCCUGUUCCAUCCUAUAUAUACAUAGCUUUCUACAAUUUUUGUUUUUGUUCCUUAUCAGCUCUAUAUAGCUAGCUAGCUAGCUAGCUCUGAGUAUAAUUAUGAUGAUGAUGAUGAUGAGAUACGUACGUAGACGUACGUACGUACAGCGGUGAAAUUAUAAGGUUGUAGAGAGAGAGAGAGAGAGAGUUUGAGAUUAUUUUCUAAUUGAUUGAUUUAUUAUUUGUUGGUGAAUAAAAAUCAGCCCUACACACGUUUGACAAACCCCCAAACGGAUGAGGCAAAGGAAUUAUUAAUUAAUUUAUAUUAUUCAAAGUAAAUUAAUUACGAGAUUAA
Messenger RNA from Cannabis sativa, 3918 nucleotides. Its product is annotated as trihelix transcription factor GTL1. Bases 821 to 3274 code for a protein of 817 amino acids. The transcript is spliced from 3 exons. The record is from RefSeq and is a predicted model, not a curated record. Lineage: Eukaryota; Viridiplantae; Streptophyta; Magnoliopsida; Rosales; Cannabaceae.